Messenger RNA from Drosophila albomicans, 835 nucleotides. RefSeq names its product transcription initiation factor TFIID subunit 9 (gene Taf9). Gene Ontology annotation, cellular component: transcription factor TFIID complex; SAGA complex. NCBI's taxonomy places the organism in Eukaryota, Metazoa, Arthropoda, Insecta, Diptera, Drosophilidae. Gene Ontology annotation, biological process: RNA polymerase II preinitiation complex assembly; DNA-templated transcription initiation. The transcript has 2 exons. Bases 29 to 766 code for a protein of 245 amino acids. Gene Ontology annotation, molecular function: RNA polymerase II general transcription initiation factor activity; protein heterodimerization activity; transcription coactivator activity. The record is from RefSeq and is a predicted model, not a curated record.
CAAACAGCAUAGGAAAUAUUUAUAAACAAUGAGUGGUGAAAAGGCUGAAAAAGCCAAAGUAAGUGCUCAAAUUAAGCAUGUACCCAAAGAUGCGCAAGUUAUUAUGUCCAUACUCAAGGAGCUCAACAUACAGGAGUAUGAACCACGCGUGGUUAAUCAGAUGCUGGAGUUUACAUUUCGCUAUGUGACCUGCAUUCUGGAUGACGCCAAAGUUUACGCGAAUCAUGCGCGCAAGAAGACUAUCGACCUGGACGACGUCCGUCUGGCUACCGAAAUGACACUGGACAAGAGUUUCACGGGUCCACCACCUCGUCACGUUCUCGCGAAGAUGGCUGAGCUCCGCAAUGCGAUGCCAUUGCCACCGAUAAAGCCACAUUGUGGUUUGCGUUUGCCGCCCGAUCGUUAUUGCUUGACUGGGGUCAACUAUAAACUGCGCGCUACGAAUCAACCCAAGAAAAUGACGAAAUCAGCGCUGGAAGGUCGCUCGGUGAAGACAGUUGUAAAGCCCGUCUCCAGUGCAAAUGGAGCUAAGCGUGGACAUUCGAUGGUGUCCAAGCAACAGGUGGUCACAAUACCCAAGCCAGUCAUCAAAUUUACAACAACAACGAAAACGGUCUCCGCCAUGGACGUCAAGAACGAACCCAAUUCGACGGACAUGAAGAUGGAGGUGGAUAGUGAUGCGGCGGCCGUUGGCAGCAUUGGGGGAAGUAAUGUAGCGGUGAAGCGAGAACGGGAUGAGGAGGAGUUUGAGUUCACAACAAAUUAAACAUAUACAUAAAUUUAUAAUCAUUUUUAGCAUUCAGUAAAAUCAAGUAAAUAUAAAAGUGGCGAACGU